This is a messenger RNA of Prorocentrum cordatum, 2749 nucleotides long. NCBI's taxonomy places the organism in Eukaryota, Dinophyceae, Prorocentrales, Prorocentraceae. The record is from the annotation of a GenBank genome assembly.
GCCUGACCUGUCUCCGACCGCCGAGACCUGCCGCAUCCCUCCGAUGCCAGAUCUGUCCGCAUUGGACGCGUCUCAGACCAAACUGUUCGGAGAGGCGAGCGCCAGAUCAGCUACCUUGCAGUUCGUGCACGUCGCGUCGCUCGCGAACGCUGCGAGGCUCGAGCUCCCGGUGUCCGCGGAGCCGCGCGUGGGUGACGUCUUCGAGUGGCCAGGCGAGGAUAACGUGUACGCCUGCAUCCUUUCCUUCGCGAAGUUCGGCAAAGCGCGCGUGUUUCCAUUUUUCCGUCGGCCUGUGAAUCUCAAGCAGGCGUGCUCUAUCCCUCCUGAAGGCGGUGGUUGCUGGAGGUGCCGGGCGCCAUUCCAGAGCCAGCUCUUCAAACUGCCACAGCCCUUCAGCCGAUCUGUGGCCCUGGUCCCGCGGAUUGCGGCGCCCGAGAGAAACGACGGCUUCAAGAUGAUCCACCAGCGUUGCUUCCAGCUCGUGCCCGCCAACGAUGGGGCCGCGGAGUCCAGCGGCAGAGGCCGCGAGAUUCUUCGCUUCGUCCAGGCCUCUGCUGAACGCGCAGCGGCCGCCGAGCUUCCGCGCGCCGCUGACGGCAGCGACGCCGCAGAGGACGAACCUGUACCAGAUGCCAGCAGUUCUGCCCUUGGUGCUCCGAGCCCUUGGACUUCGGCUGUCGCGCAGCUGUACUCUGACGCAGCGCCUUGCGAAUUGACUUCGCUGCUGCUCCAGCCGCGUGUCCUGACCCAGCAGGCCAGAAGGUACUGGUGCCAGACUCACAAUCGAUUUUUUCAGCCACCAAGCGGCUCCGAUUCAAGAGGUUGCACCGUCGUUGGCGACGUCGUUGGCGAUUACUUGAUUGCCGGCGAUUUCUGGUCCGAGGCGUUGGGCGCGUUCCAGGGCACGGAGAACUACAGGCACGUCGAGAAGCUGGUGCGCAGGCGGACCACGACACUCAUCAUGAAAGCCGUGGCCGACCACCCUCGUCGCGCAAACCUCAGCGAACUCGAGGCGGCGCGCCUCCACGCGGCCCUCUGCGGAUUCGCGCGCGCGACGCCAGGCUACCAGACGAUCAGAUGGUGGUUCACGAUUUGGGUUGAGAUGUACCUGGGCCCGAUGGUGCCGCGGCUCGCCGUCGCGGUCUGCGCCUCUCACGGGGCCAUGGGGGACCUGGACUUCUCCGCGAGCGAUGCCAGGCAGCUCCGUGCCAUCGGGUCCAAAGUCCGAGACAAGAAGGAACGCCGCACUUUCGGCGGAAUGACCGGCUUGUCCGACGUGCCACUCCUCCCGGACCUCUACGCCACCGCCGAGGACAGGUCAAACAUUGAGACCGUGGUGCUUGCGUGGAUGCGCUUGCUUCAGACCCAGGGCCCCCGGCCUGUCGGCGCCAACGCGGACAACAUUGCGAAGGAGUUCAAGACGAUCGUGGGCUGCUUGGGCGCCGCCUUCCCCGGGGCCGCGCGGUGCGACAAGCCGGCCUUGAAGCGUUCGCAGCAGCGCGCGGAGAGCGGCGGCAUUGUCGUGGACUUGGACGCGCGCAGAGUCUUGGGGUUUGAGCUUGGGCAGGUGCGCUUUGGCCGCUCGAACGCGGAGCCGAUCUUCGGCGGCGCAGACAACCGACUCGCGGCGCGCGCAGAGGUUCAGGGCGCCGCGCCGCUGGAUGUGCCCCAGGUCCUCAAGGAAAGCGUGGCAGACGAGUGGCGUCACCCUGUCCAUGGGGAACCGCUGCCCUUGCCGGCGAAGGUGGCGAUAUUGGAGGACGCGGCGCGCGUCGAGGAUGCGUCCAGGGGGGCGCGCCAGGCGGCCGCCUCGGCUGCUUUCGAGUUCGUCUACGGCCCGCUCGGACAUCCAACCGCGGGGGACAUCGCCCGGAACCUCUGCGGCCUGGGCGAGCUGUUCGCCCUUCCCAACUUCGCCAAGGCCCGCGGCGAGGCGCCUCCGGAGUGGUGCCAGGCCCAGGCCCGCUACCUGCGGCACGCUCGCAGUAGGCCCAGCGGGCCUAUGCGGCGCACGUGCAAGCCGCGAGACGUGCCGGCUGGCGCGCCCGCGCCCAGCCAGCCAGCGGACGAUCGCCAGGCAUGUUCGGAUGAGGAGGGCGCGUCCGCCAAGGGGGUGGACGCCGACGCGUCCGCGGCCAGCGACGCCGCGGGCGACAGCGAGUUCCCCGAGGAGAGCGGCGACGAUAACGGCAGCGACGACAGCGACGCCGCCGCCGAGGCCGAGGAAGACAGCGACGACGAGAGGGCGAAGCAGCAGGCCCCGCCGAACCCGUACGCGGCCGGUAGCAGGUUCGACCGCGUCCUCGUGAACCAGCUCCGCCCCGUGGUCCUGCAUGGGUUGUGCGCUGGAUACCGCUGCAAGCUCUGGGCCAUGGAGGCGGGGCGGGACGUCUCGCUCGGCACCGUGGGCAAGGAGCGGGGCUGGCGGAACAGACAGCGCCAUGCCCGAAAUAAGGGGCGCUCACGAGCGGACGUGGCCACGGUGCAUUUGCUGGCGCUCCUGCGUUUCGCCCGCGAGGUGGCGGCCCGCACGGCCUCGGGGCGACGGCGCGAACAGCUGCUCAAAUGCAGCCGGCCCGACCGCGCGCACGAUGAGUUCCUGGCGGCGGAGGAGCUCGCCGCGGCGAUCCUGGAGGGCGCGGCGGCCGGGGCGCCGCUGGCUCGCGCCGCUGGGAGCUGCGCCGAUGCGCUGGCGGAGCCGCGUGAUAUAGGGCAUCUCUACUCCUUGUUUCAGGAUGGCAAGCUGUAG